GCGGCGGGGAGAUCUGGAGACCUAUGGAGUCGUUCGAGGUACUGACUACCCCCACCCGGAGGAGCCACGCUUCAGCUUUCCCAACCCUCGGCGCGCGCCUUCCUCCCUUAUAUAGGGUGUACUGUAAUACGAUAUUCAGAAUUCCGUGGUACCUGCCGGAUUGUGUAGACGGUAUAAGAACGAAAUACGAUGGAAAGCCGAGUAAAAAGAGGAUGGGUGACGACGACUAAUUAUUAUUAUUGAAAGAAGAAAACGGCUGACGAUCGAGCUUGAAAUCAGUCGAAAAUACUGACGCAGACAAGAAGCAAGGGGAGGUGAGGAGAGACGAAGAAGAAGCCAGCUUGGUUUCGCUUCGACAUCAUCUUACAUCGGCUCCAUCGUCCAGCGUAAUCGCGAAUCAGCCUACCUGGAAGGGAUAUAAGGCUACGGCUCCACGGCUUUGUAUCGUCAGACGGUGGAGGAAUAUCGUUCGUAGUCGAGUUAAAAGGGAAAGAGAGGAACCUUGCCAACGUACGUGACGUUCGUUUGUUAGUCAGACAACCUGACUAGUUGUGGUUAACUCGCAGUGGUCAGUUAGCAUCCUCCUGUUCGGAUACACCUUGCUUAUCGCUCGGUAGCAACAACCCGCUACGAUCGUUUCUUCCUUCCACAUCCUUCAAUCCGAGCAACAAGAUCGCGAUUUUUCCCCCUGGUUCCAUUCAAGAACCAGUAUUCGUCCAUCGAGCAACGGAAGGAACAGUCGUUCGUAGAGGUGCAUCGAAAGCAAUAGAGCGAAGGGUGAAUUCAACGCCGCCAUUCCUUUGAACGGGACAACCUGUUAAAGAGGAGCUUUCGCUGAUUUUUCGACAAUUUCUUCAGGAUAAGGGUUCAUCAGAAAAACACGAAGAACAAUGUCGGGUAUCGUGGAUUGGUACAAAGACAUCGUCUAUAACAAACCUGAUCCACGGACGAGCGAUUGGUUUUUGGUAACAGGGCCAGGUCCAUUGUUCAUGAUCAUUGUCACGUAUGUCUACUUCAGCGUUUCAGCCGGACCGAGGUACAUGAAAGACAAGAAGCCAUAUGAAUUAAGAAAUGUAAUGAUCUUAUACAAUUUCAUACAAGUACUGCUCAGCAUAUAUCUCGUUUACGAGGGGUUGAUGGCUGGAUGGGGAGGACAAUACAGUUACCGCUGUCAACCUGUCGAUUAUUCGAACAAUCCAAUGGCUCUUAGGAUAGCUCGAGGUGUACACUUGUAUUACUUGUGCAAGUUGUUCGAGCUGCUGGAUACGGUCUUCUUUGUUCUGCGGAAGAAACAACGUCAGAUCUCGUUCCUGCACGUCUACCACCAUUCCCUGAUGCCAUUCUGCGCUUGGAUUGGAGUACGUUAUUUGCCCGGGGGUCAUGGUACUCUGCUCGGUGUCAUCAACGCAUUCAUCCACGUCAUCAUGUAUGCCUACUACAUGCUCUCCUCGAUAGGGCCACACAUGAACAAAUAUCUUUGGUGGAAGAAGUACUUGACGACGUUACAAUUGAUCCAGUUUAGUAUCAUCUUCCUGCACAAUCUGCAGGUGUUUUUCAAUGGAUGCAAUUUCCCGAAACCGAUCUCGUUUCUACUCUGUCUGAACGCGCUUAUCUUCAUUUACAUGUUUAGCUCGUUCUAUGUUGAAACUUAUACUAAAAAGCGAGUGAGUGCCACGAAAGAGUGCACGAAUGGUACGGUUAAGAACAAACCAGAAUGA
This is a messenger RNA of Osmia lignaria (orchard mason bee), 1718 nucleotides long. Its product is annotated as very long chain fatty acid elongase 7. Gene Ontology annotation, molecular function: fatty acid elongase activity. Lineage: Eukaryota; Metazoa; Arthropoda; Insecta; Hymenoptera; Megachilidae. Gene Ontology annotation, biological process: fatty acid elongation, polyunsaturated fatty acid; sphingolipid biosynthetic process; fatty acid elongation, saturated fatty acid. Gene Ontology annotation, cellular component: endoplasmic reticulum membrane. The record is from RefSeq and is a predicted model, not a curated record.